CAUUUCCCUGGAAACUCUAACCUCACCCGUCGAGCUCUCUCGCUUUCUGCAACAAGCAGAAAAAAAUAAAAAAAAUAAAAAAGGCCUGUAAAAAUCAAGGUCGCCACCGGAAUCGUCCGAGUCGCCGGAUCUUCGCCGCCGAAUUCAAAGUUAUCCACUGUUGAUCAUUUCUAAGUUGAAUGGAAAUAAGUUUUGUUCUCUAGCUAUAAGAUCCCCAAUUCUGGAAAAUUUUGGGAGAUUCUUCAAGAUUUAGACUUUCAGGACCCUCAGGAUUGGGAGGUCAGAGACAGAUGGCAGAAGCCCCUUGCAGCAUUGAUCAACUACCUGAUGGUGAGUUGAUCAAGAGUCAGAAAGAAAAGGAUGGUGAGAUAACUGAGUUACAUGGGGAAAAUGGCGUGCAUGAAGAGAAAAAAGAAUUUGUUCCACCUGCUGUUGGCAUGGAGUUUGAGUCUUAUGAUGAUGCUUAUAAUUAUUACAAUUGCUAUGCUAAGGAAGUGGGAUUUCGUGUUAGAGUUAAGAAUUCAUGGUUCAAGCGAAACAGUAGAGAGAAGUAUGGCGCAGUCCUUUGUUGCAGUAGCCAGGGUUUCAAACGAAUUAAAGAUGUGAAUCGUUUGAGAAAGGAAACAAGAACAGGUUGUCCGGCAAUGAUAAGGAUGAGGCUGGUGGACUCCAAGAGGUGGAGGGUGUUAGAGGUUAUGCUCGAACACAAUCACCUAUUAGGUACUAAGAUAUAUAAAUCUGUUAAGAAGAUGGGAACUGGAAACAAAAGGAAGUCACAGUCAAGUUCAGAUGCAGAAGUACGAACAAUCAAGUUGUACCGGGCGCUCGUAAUAGAUGCAGGGGGUAAUGGGAACUCAAGUUCAAAUGCAAGAGAAGUUGGGAGCUUUUCUGAAGUUCCCCAUCAACUGAAUCUUAAAAGGGGUGAUGCACAAGCUAUUUAUAACUACCUUUGUCGUAUGCAGUUGACUAAUCCAAACUUCUUUUAUUUGAUGGAUCUCAAUGAUGAAGGGCACCUGCGAAAUGUGUUCUGGGUUGAUGCUAGGUCAAGGGCUGCACGUGGUUACUUUAGUGAUGUCAUUUAUAUCGACAACACUUACUUGUCAAGCAAAUAUGAGAUACCACUUGUGGCAUUUGUUGGAGUAAAUCACCAUGGCCAGUCUGUUUUAUUGGGUUGCGGCCUGCUUGCAGGUGAGACAACAGAGUCUUAUAUUUGGUUAUUCAAAACAUGGCUUACAUGUCUCUCAGCAUGCACUCCCCAAACAAUUAUUACGGACAGGUGUAAAGUUCUGCAGAAUGCAAUUGCAGAGAUAUUUCCAAGAUCUCACCAUCGUUUUGGUUUGUCACAUAUCAUGAGAAGGGUUCCAGAAAAAUUGGGAGGAUUGCGUAACUAUGAUGCAAUCAGAAAGGCUUUGAUUAAAACAGUUUAUGAAACUUUGAAAGUAAUUGAAUUUGAAGCAGCAUGGGGAUUUAUGAUCCAGCGAUUUGGAGUUGUUGAUCAUGAAUGGCUUCGAUCACUAUAUGAAGAUCGAGUUUGGUGGGCCCCAGUUUAUUUAAAGGACACAAUCUUUGCUGGAUUGUCUUCUGCCCAGCCUGGUGAGGCAUUGAAUCCAUUUUUUGAUAAAUAUGUGCAUAAACAAACUCCUUUGAAAGAAUUUCUGGAUAAAUAUGAAUUAGCUCUCCAAAAAAAGCACAAGGAAGAAACUCUUGCAGAUAUCGAGUCUAGAAGCUCCGGCCCACCAUUGAAAACCAGAUGUUCUUUUGAGUUGCAGCUGUCAAAAGUGUACACUAGGGAAAUAUUUAAGAAGUUCCAAUUUGAGGUGGAAGAAAUGUAUUCUUGUUUUAGCACUACACAGAUACAUGUUGAUGGACCAAUUAUAAUAUUUUUGGUCAAGGAACGUGUAAUGGGCGAAGGAAAUCGAAGGGAAAUUAGAGAUUAUGAAGUCCUGUAUAACAGAAGUGCAGGAGAGGUUCGAUGCAUUUGCAGCUGCUUCAACUUCUAUGGAUAUUUAUGUCGUCAUGCUUUGUGUGUGCUUAACUUUAAUGGAGUAGAAGAAGUCCCUUCAAAAUAUAUUUUGUCGCGGUGGAAAAAGGAUUACAAGCGCUUGUACAUUCCAGAUCACAGCUCCAAUAGAGUCAAUGUUACUGAUCGUGUUCAAUGGUUUAAUCAGUUGUACAGAAGUGCUUUGCAAGUUGUAGAGGAAGGAGUGAUUUCUUUAGAUCACUAUAGUGUUGCAUUGCAAGCAUUUGAAGAAUCAUUGAACAGGGUUCAUGAGGUAGAAGAAAAGCAAGAAUAGUUUUACAAUCUUAUUGUUUGUCACAUCAUUCCAGGUGUUUUGCAGAUGGAUGAAGUGUCCCUCAACACUGAGCCAGUAGGUGAGGAUGAUGCAGAUGAAUUUGAGAUUGAAGGAGAUUGUGCAAUGGCAGAAUAUGUUGGUCAAACUGGUGUAAUCCAGGGGGAAAAUCCUCUGCCUCCUUCUGUUGGAAUGGAAUUCGAGUCCUACGAGGAUGUAUAUUACUUCUACAAUUGCUAUGCCAAGGAACAGGGAUUUGGGGUUAGAGUAAGCAAUACAUGGUAUAGAAAGAGUAAAGAAAGAUACAGAGGAAAGCUUAGCUGUAGUAGUGCAGGUUUCAAAAAGAAAAGUGAAGCGAACCGGCCAAGACCUGAAACAAGAACUGGGUGUCCAGCAAUGGUCAAAUUUAGGUUGAUGGAAAACAAAAGGUGGAGAAUUAUUGAAGUUGAGCUGGAGCACAAUCACUUAAUUAGCCCAGCAAGUGGAAAGUUCUACAAAUCACAUAAGCUAAUAGGUGCUGGAACUAAAAGGACAUUGCAAUUAGAUGCUUCUGACGAAGUGCAGAAAAUUAGGCUGUAUCGCACUGUGAUUGUAGAUGCUGAGGGCAAUGAAGGUGUAGAUGAUGAUGAAGGACAGUGUGGAAAUCCUCCCCACUCCAGUCAGUUGAAGCUUAAAGAGGGAGAUGCCCUGGCGAUUCAGAAUUUUUUUUGCCGCCUGCAGUUGACGGACCCCAACUUCUUUUAUGUGGUGGAUCUUAAUGAAAAAGGAUGUAUGAGGAAUUUGUUCUGGGCUGAUGCAAAGUCUAGGGUUUCAUAUGGCUAUUUUGGUGAUGUCAUUGUAAUUGACAUUACAUGCUUGAAAGAUGAACUUGAAGUACCAUUGGUUUCAUUUAUUGGAGUAAAUCACCAUGCGCAGUCCAUACUAUUGGGUUGUGGUUUACUUGCUGGUGAAACUACUGAAUCAUAUAUUUGGUUGUUGAGAGCAUGGCUUACAUGUAUGUUAGGACGUCCUCCACAAACUGUCAUCACUGACCAGUGCAUAAAUUUGCAAACUGCAGUUGCUGAUGUUUUCCCAAGGGCUUCCCAUUGCCUUCAUUUGUCUCGUAUCAUGCAAGGUAUUCCGAAGAUUCUUGGAGAUUUAUUUGAAUUUGAAGCAAUUAAAGAAGCAUUGAAUAAAACAGUUUAUGACUUCCUAAGGCCCGAGGAAUUUGAAGCAGCUUGGGAGCAGAUGAUCCAACAUCAUGGAAUCAGGGACCAUAAAUGGAUUCAAACUUUAUAUGAAGAUAGGAAAAGGUGGGCUCCAGCUUAUGUGAAAGAAACAUUUUUGGCAGGCUUAUUUCCAGUCCGGCAAAAUGAGAUUGUGCCUUCAAUUUUUGAAGGGUAUCUGGAUAAACAUACUUCUAUUAAAGAAUUUUUGAACAAAUAUGAUCAAGCUUUACAGAUGAAUCAUCAACUUGAAGCCUUGGCAGAUAUGGAUUCAAGGAAUUCAAGCUUUAUUUUAAAAUCUAGAUGUUAUUUUGAGCUGCAACUCUCGAAAUUGUACACAAAUGAAAUACUAAAGAGGUUCGAAAAGGAGGUGGAGGGCAUGUAUGCUUGUUUCAGCACAAGACAGGUAAGUGUUGAUGGACCAUUAAUAACAUAUAUAGUCAAAGAACAAGUUGAGAUUGAGGGCAACUGUCAAGAGACAAGCGACUUUGAGGUAAUGUACAAUGCAUCAGAAAUGGACAUCCUUUGUGUUUGUGGUUUGUUCAACUUCAGAGGAUAUUUAUGCAGGCACGCUCUAAGUAUCCUCAACCAAAAUGGUUUGGAGGAGAUCCCACCGCAAUACAUUCUUACACGAUGGAGAAAAGACGUGAAGCGAUCAUAUGUUCUUGAUCACAGAUUUGGUGGUGGUAUUGAUACUAAUAACCCAGUUCACAGGUAUGACCAUUUGUAUAAAUGCAUUGUGCGGGUUGUAGAGGAAGGAAAGAAAUCACAAGAUCACUACAAAAUUACAGUGCAAGCUUUGGGUGAGAUAUUGAACAAGUUUCAUCUUUCAGAAAACUAGCCAUGUAUUAGCUAGGGAAGCUUAAUUUUGUGGAACUAGAAGUUAGAGAAAUAUAUGUUGUUGGUUUUAUAUGUUCACGUAAAUUACUAAUUGUAUUGUUUUGCUUCUUUAAGAAAACAUGUACAGUGGAUACCAAUUUGAAAUCUUUGGUCCAUUGGUAAAUGAAUUUUCUAAUUGAUCCCUAGUUUUCGAUUCUGGAUC
This is a messenger RNA of Jatropha curcas, 4538 nucleotides long. Its product is annotated as protein FAR1-RELATED SEQUENCE 6. Lineage: Eukaryota; Viridiplantae; Streptophyta; Magnoliopsida; Malpighiales; Euphorbiaceae. Gene Ontology annotation, molecular function: zinc ion binding. The record is from RefSeq and is a predicted model, not a curated record. Gene Ontology annotation, biological process: regulation of DNA-templated transcription.